AUGUUAUUGAAAAGACAAAGAAAACCAAGAAUGAUUAAACAUCCAAUGAAACGCAAGAAUGCCUGUUUUGACAUUCGUCUUUUACAAGUUUCGCCACCGACACCAAGCACCUUAAGAAACAAAAAUAAUAGCAAGAUAUUCUCCUUUAAUGCAGCACAAAACAACAAUUCAUUUCUAUCGAACCACUCAGCCCCUCGACUUUACAUUGAAUCGCCAGCAAGUUCUGCGAACAAUUCGGUGCUUUCGCUGCCCGAACAACAAGAAGACGAAGAUUUAGAUGAGAAUAUCUUCUAUACGACAUUGAGACGAGAUUAUCCCAAAGUGUUUCAUCGUGUUUCGGUGGUUUGUGUACCACAUUCCCGAAGUAUUACUGGUUUGAAAAUGACUCGGGCUUUUAUCGAGACACAUUCGCUCACACCAUCCCCUUAUUUCCAAGGACAAUUCCUGAGUGUUAAUGGAAAAGUCGUAAGUAUAGAGCGGAACGUAAUAAAAGCAAUAUCAGGUUUCAAAGAGGAAAGAACAGUGAGAAUUCUAGGGGAAGAAUUAGUCUACAGCGAAAAUUAUAAAUCAAUUCAAGUUCUGAUUCUUGAAAAACCGCUAGAAGGAGAGGGAAAAGUGUCGGAGGUUUUCGGUAUGGGCAUCCCGACUGAAAGAAAUCACGAGACUGAUUUACAGUUUUUGCAGAGUUUCCCAAAUAAUAGUCAGUCCUUGAUGGAAUUGACACAUGCGGUGGCAGAGUUUAACGAAACUUACGUUUUUGUGCGUGGUUACGCACCGUCAGCUGUUGAUAAGAUUGCACAAAUUUUCCAUAAGGCUGUUCAGAACAUUAUGGAAACCAAUAGUACAAUACGAUCUAUAUGUAAAGUGCAGCACGAAUAUGAGUGUUUCCUGGAGCUUGUUGAAAAUGUCCUGAUGAGUGAAUUGCAUAAUAAAAUAUUUGUGCAAUCACUGUGUCCAAUCUACAAUUCAUACGACAAUUAUCUCGAAUCAAUAAUUUAUGCGUACGGACGAGCACGUAUAACCUUACGAGAUUAUGGUGUAAGUGAACGUCUCCAUGACAUGCCCGAAGAAAUGCUGGAUACCGCGUGUGACAUAUUAGCAGCAUUAGACGAAGAUAACGGCUUAGACUAUCGUUUCCCGCAACAACAACAUUAUGGUGUUGGGUCGACAACAACGAUCCUAGAGGAAGAACCUCCAAAAAAAAAUUUUACGAUACUUGUUAAAACACCUUUAGAGAAACUGAUUUGCGCGAAACGUGCUAUUCAGGAGAUUGCUAAUGCUGCUGACACUUAUCUAAAUCAAUUGGCGCCGAGACAUGGGUCUGAUGAAGAGGAUGCUGAUAGGUCUUCUAUUACGACGGACGAUUUUAUUCCGUUGCUUGCGUAUGUUAUAGUUCAUAGCGGAAUACGACGAUUACAAAGUAUUUUGUUUUAUAUGCAAACAUUUCGGCUGUCGAAAGUUGAACGAUCUGAACUCAGUUUCGCGUUCACAACUUUACGUGCGUCAACAGAAUUUCUGAAAUCUGAUCCAUUAGCGAUUCAUGAUUCCGCAUCUACGACCUCUUCGAUCUCUUCAAUGGCGUCAUCUCAGUCAUCUCUUAAACUUUCCGCAAUCUCAUCACAUCGUAUACGAAGUCGAUCCACGUCUCUAUCAACACCAAAUACAUAUCAGACAUCACAGAAUUCAAACUUGCGUAUGCCAGCGUAUGUUCGAACAAAUUCUGGGAAUUAUAUCGAUCAUCGUCAGUCAGUAAGCGAUGAGUCCCCAAAAUCGGAUACGACUCUUGAAGAUACAGUUCAAUCUCGUAGAUUAUCUUCGAAUUUUUCGAAUUUAUUGAUUAAACCGCAAAUACUAUUGCACCCGAUUCCAAGUCCAAAAGGGCGCAAUAGCAUUGACAGUGAUCAGUGGUCAUUAAGUGAAAAUUCGACAUCGACAGCAGUGGCAACACCAUCGCAACAGAAUAACGAUAACCCCAUAUUAUUACCAGCUGAACCAAUGAUCCCUUCCCCACCACUUCCAGAAUUACCAUUAGCCGUGAAAAAAAAGAUGUCUGAAAAUCACAUUGGUCUUCUGCCACCGUCCGGACAUCCACAAAGCAGCAGUUCGCAAAAUAAACGCCCUAAUCGACAUUCUGUUCCAGAAGUACUUGCGAUAAUUGAACGUGUUCCGCCUCAAAUGCGAGCUAAACGCCAGCCAAUUAUUGAUUUGGAACCGCCUGGUCCUGAAUUUAUGGGAGAAUUUUUGAGCUCGUUGCAGGGGAUCGAUGGUGCAAUAGCUGGCAGCCGUAAUGGUGGAUUUAUACACCGUUGGUAA
Messenger RNA from Ambispora leptoticha, 2313 nucleotides. The record is from the annotation of a GenBank genome assembly. Lineage: Eukaryota; Fungi; Glomeromycota; Glomeromycetes; Archaeosporales; Ambisporaceae.